Messenger RNA from Lagenorhynchus albirostris (white-beaked dolphin), 738 nucleotides. RefSeq names its product magnesium dependent phosphatase 1 (gene MDP1). Gene Ontology annotation, molecular function: acid phosphatase activity. The record is from RefSeq and is a predicted model, not a curated record. The transcript is spliced from 6 exons. NCBI's taxonomy places the organism in Eukaryota, Metazoa, Chordata, Mammalia, Artiodactyla, Delphinidae. Bases 125 to 619 code for a protein of 164 amino acids.
GGGGCCGAUCUUCCCAGCUCAGGUUGGCGACGCUCUAGUCGCCGCUUCUCUAAGGCCCGCGGGGCGGCCUGGGAGCCGCGGCAGAAAGGCCCGCCUCCGUGCGCGCAGCCUGCGGGCGCGGGUCAUGGCGCGGCUCCCGAAGCUCGUAGUCUUCGAUCUAGAUUACACGCUGUGGCCGUUCUGGGUGGACACGCACGUAGACCCCCCGUUCCACAAAAGCAGUGAUGGAACUGUACGAGAUAGGCGGGGCCAGGCCGUCCGACUGUACCCAGAGGUGCCUGAGGUCCUGGAAAGAUUGCAGGGCUUGGGGGUGCCCGUCGCGGCCGCUUCACGGACAGGUGAGGUUGAAGGGGCCAACCAGCUACUGGAGCUCUUUGACCUUGUCAGAUACUUUGUUCAUCGGGAGAUCUACCCAGGCAGCAAGGUCACGCACUUUAAGAGGUUGCAUCAGAAGACUGGAGUUCCUUUCUCCCAGAUGAUCUUCUUUGAUGAUGAAAAGCGGAAUAUUGUAGAUGUCAGCAAACUGGGUGUUACCAGCAUUCAUGUCCAGAAUGGAAUGAGCCUUCAGACCCUAACUCAAGGAUUAGAGACAUUUGCAAAGGCACAAGCUGGACUCUGAGGUCCAGUCCUGUGGAUGAGCCUCAUUUGAGGCAUAGAACUGAAAGGAAAUCAGGAGGGCAUUUUCAGGUGCAUUUGUAAAUUAUUAAAGUGUAUUUGUGUGUGGCAGAAGAGAUAUUA